Molecule: messenger RNA, 1041 nt
Organism: Penicillium expansum
Lineage: Eukaryota; Fungi; Ascomycota; Eurotiomycetes; Eurotiales; Aspergillaceae
Exons: 1
Coding region: 1-1041 (346 amino acids)
Source: RefSeq, a predicted model, not a curated record
AUGUUACCCACCGACUUCGCGUAUCGACCCAAAGGCCAGUUGACAGGGAAAUUGCAGCGAUCAACAAGGGGCCUCAUUGGUCGUUCAGCAGCCAUGUGGGAUAAUUCGAAACAUCGCUACCAACAAUCGAAAAUGGAAAUAUGGCACAAAUCAGCAGACACAUUAAAUGAUUCGAAGGAUCGGUGUCAUCAGUCGGCUAAAUUAAUGCUAUAUCGAUCGGUAUCGAAAUGGAAUCAAUCAGCAGAUCAGUUACACCGAGUCGCUCGUAUUGAAGACAUAACACAACAUGUUACAGCACGCGAUGGGCAAACCCAAGAGCAAACGACUCCACAGUCACGAUUUUACUCGCGGGCACUCCACUCGAAAUCAACAAACUCGUCUACAAACCCCAAGACCACAUCACCCUCCACAAAGGUGAAAUCAAUCAAAUCUGCCUCAGUCACUGGCUCUUUAAUCUCCCCAGAGGAGCAGAUCAGAGGGCUUUACGAAGAAACUGUACUUGUAAAUUCCAUGGCGAAGCAGACAAGACAGUUGCGGGAUAACAAAAGCACAGUCCUGGGCGAGAUCGAGCUUGAGUGGGUCAAUUCGACCAUCACCGAUGCCGAAAAUGCCGCCAAUGAUUUAGCUGCGUUUGUGAAGCAAUUUCAACACAUCAGCCCCCAACGCCGCAGCAGUUGGAAGCGUCGUGACUAUGAAGUUGCCCUGAAAAAGGAAUCCCGCAUGCUUCUUUCGCAUGGCAAAGUCGAGACGGUUCUUACCCACCUUGGCUCACUACCAAGCACUUUGGGCAGGGAUAAAGCAUUUUUCUCUCCAUCUGAGGUUUCGACUGUUGCUUCGGAACUCGCAUAUGAGACGAGUGUUGUAUCUGUCUUUGAGCUUCCAUGUUUAUCACCUGUGAAAGCCGAGCGACCUAUACCUAAAAUCAUCGUGACACAACAUGAUGGUGAGUAUGAUGAUAAUGACACAUACUCCCAUACCGACAAAACUCCUCCCCCGAGCUACGAAGCAAGUGGGAUGAUUAGCACAGCAGAGGUACGGUGA